GGGGGUCUUGAAGCCCCUGUUAGAGGGGCAGCCUGUGGGUUUGCGUGUGUGUUCAUGUCUUUGCUCAUGUCCCCUGUGUGUCGGUGCCAUGUGCACAAGGGGCCCAGUUCCUCGUGCACACAUGUGCAGCCAGCCAUGUGCAAAGCGUGUCCUGUCUUAUGCUGCCUCUUCCUGCCUAGGGGUCUGUUGGGCCAGCCACUAUCUUAGUGGGGCAAUCCAUGGCCAUACUGAUUCAUGUCACCCCUGACCCUGAGCUUGAAUGUCUAUGGUUGGGGCUCACUUCUCAUCAGUCUCCUGUGUGUAGGAAUGUGUGACUGGAUGCAUGAACAGAAUUUUCUGUGUCCCUGGUGGCAAGUGUAUGUCUUUGCAUGUGUGUUCUAGCUUUGGCCUGAGUAUCUGUGUCAUUCCCAGCACUGGUGUCCAGGGCGUGUCUGGAUGUGGGUGAUGUGUGAGUGGUGAGGGGAGAAAGUGUGUGUGUGCUCCUUGGAAUCCUACUGUGUAUGAAACACCUUUGGACUAGGCAAGUGUGAGCCCCUGCCUGGUCCGGAGUGGGAAUAGAAAGGCUCAAAAGGGAAGGAGUGAGAUAAAGAGGAAAAGUGGGGAGAAAAAGGGAGAGGAGCAAUGAGAAAGGUUUCUAGAGAGGGGAGAGUAUGCUAGGGAGAAAAGAGAGCUGGAGAAUGGGAACAUGGAAGAGAACUCGCCAGACUUCAAAAAGGGAAGAGUGGUAGGCUUAAGAUGGGGAACUGGAUGGAGAUGGUGGGAGAAGGGACCUCAGAGAUGGGGAGCAGGGAGAGGAGAGAGGCCUUUUGAUAAAGUAAUCUGUGAAAGAAGGGAGGGGAGAUUGGAGAGGGCACUGGAUUCAGGCAGGCCCUGUAGGAUCAGAUUUGGUUGGAUCAGGUGAGGCCACAUAAGUAUAGAGGGUGGCUCACAGAGAGGCCUGUCAUGGCAGGGACUGUUUUUAGAGGUUCAUGUUCCCAGUGCAGAGCACUGUCCUCUAUUUCUCUACUCUCUAUCCAACACUGUUUCUCAUCCUUCUGUGGCAACGUUUCUGCCCAGGCUCCCCUUGAAAGCUGCCAGCUGAGUGUGGAGAAAAAGGCCAAAGGGAAAGUUAGGGUUUUGGGGGAUUGGAGGGCAGGGACAAAUUCUGUGGGUGGUGGCAAGAUUAGAGACAUUGGAGAAGCAGGAAUCUAAGUCCUUGUUCUGUGUGUGUGCAGUUGUGUGUAUACAGGGUGUGUACAUGUGUGGGUGUGUGCACAAUGCCUGUGUUACGGUUCUGUGUAGGUGGCUGUGAUGUGUGUGCAUGCGUGUAUACAUCUUGCAGGGGAUGGAAUGUGGAGACCCAGCAACUCAAUGUAUGCUUUUCAGGUUUGCUCUGUGAAUAUAUAAGACUGUGUUCUGUGUUCUCUGUACAUGUUGCUGCAUACAGCACUAAUAACAGGAUGUCCUGUGUUUCUGUCACUAUGCCUGCCUUUCCUCUGUGUUUCUCUUAUUCUUUUCUUUGCAGUAAUGAGAGUGUUUGUAAGCAUGUGUCUAUGUGGCCUUCAUGUACCUGUGACUUAAGUGUGAGUUCAUAGGUUUUAGCUCCUGGUGAUAUGUAUAAGGUUAUAUUAUCUCCAAGAAUCAAGCAAACCAGGUACCAAAUUCUUUUUUCUUCUGGUAAUGCUUUAGUUCCAAAGCAGAAUUUUAGUGGAUUCAAAGUUAGACUUUAUGCCUUUAUUAGAGGAGCUCGUAUGUAAAAAUAAUGGCUGAGCUAGGUUCCCUGAAAUGAAAAUGGGGCAGCUCUACCUUGAAAAGCAGAGAAAUGUGACUAGGAGGAAGAUAUUUGGCCCUGGGAUGCACUGUGUAGUGUAUAACAGAAAGAUAAUGCAUUUGCUCCUUGGUAGCAAUCAUGGAUGCCGGUGUUGAAGGCAGGGAAGAGCUGGGGAAAGAGAAGGAGGUUGUCCUGAGACAGAGUGGAUGUGAUUGCGCUUUUUAUGUGAAUGAAGGAUUUUGUCUUUUGGGAAUAUGAGGGAAACCUUUAUGUGGUUGGGAUCAUAGUGUAUGUAUUGUACAAGGAUGGAAUAUAGUGUAUUCAAGUAUGUGUCCCGGGGUUAAACUGGUAUUCUCCUAUGUGGGGGACACAUGGAUGUCUUCAGGUUACAUGUCCAUUUCUGUAAUGUGCGCUUGCAUGAUUGCCCAGAAGACUCAGGCCACAAAACCCACAUUAGUGGCUCACAUGUGGGUGUUUUGGUUCUAGUAUGUACACCACUGUUGCAAUGUUCACACAUGUGUAAGCGUGUAGGGUGUGUGAGCCUCAAAGUCUGAGAAUAUGGACCUGUGCUCACAGCUGUCUGUAUGUCUCAUAAGCACAUAGAUUCUUAUUUAUUUUUGUAUUGUGGUUCUGAUAUACACAUACCCCCACAGCUCAGUGUAUGUUUCUGUGUUCUACACGUGAGGGACUGAUAGGGUCCUUGUAUGAUGGGAUCCAGAUUUUGUGUGCAAACCUCUAAUGCUUGGGUUUUACAGGUAAAGGGAAGCUAGGGACUGAUUCUAGGGCAACUUGGGGGCAAUUUGCACUUCUGGAAGCAGACAGUGGAAAUGUAGUAUGGCCCUCUCUUGUUUUGUUCCGGAACCUUGAGGGUUAACAGGCAGCUCUUCCGGUCCACCUCCCCUCCAGCCUGUAGCUUCGUGUUGCCGUGGAGAUGGUGGCCCCGCCCCUGAUGCAGCACCUGCCCCCCCAUUGGCUGCAGUGGUGACUGUGGGGCUGAGGGGGGAGCCCAGGCCUGGGCAGCCAUUCUGGAGCUGAAGCCGGAGCUUGGCAUCCCCCCCACUUUCAUUCUCCUCCAGCCCCUUGGCCCCUCUAAAUUCCCUGGCAGCAGAGCCUCAGCUUCCCUCUUUGGAUCUGCCAUCCCUCUAGGCUCUUGGCAGGCUGAGCUUCAUCCGCAUUCACCUCCCCUCCUCCUCUUCUCCUAAACCUUAGUUGGGAGUCCCCAGCACCCCCCAAUCCUCCCCACUCCCUGCCCACUCCCCUGCAUUCUUUUCUUUUCUUCUUCCCCCUUCCCUUCUAAGUCCCUGCCACUGCAGUGCACGUGGAACCGGCUCCUUCUCCCCACCCCCCCAUCUGCCUCUUAGAUUUUCUCUCUCCAGCUUCUCCCCCAGCCACUCCUCACAGGUCCCUUCUAAGACUUCCCCCUCCAUCCAGGGAGGGGGUCAUGGGAGGCAGCCCUGGCCCUCCAGACAAACAGGGGUCUGGGAGGUGCAGGGCAAGUAGAAGAUGUCCCCAGAGAGGAGGGGAAAGCCAGCCUAUGGGCAAUGACCUUUAACCCAUCUUUCCCCCCCAGCUAGCCCCUUCUGGGGGGGGGGUGGGCACCGGGACCUAGCCUCCCUGGAUCUUCUAUGCCCUUCAUUACUGGGGUUUUACUGACCCCCUUGGCCAUGCGCCCCUGCUGACUGCCAACACUAGUCAUGGGCUUAAGGCCUCCCACUCCGUCCCCCUCUGGGGGCUCUGGCUCGGGUUCCUUGCCCCCUCCUUCCCACCGCCAGCCUCUCCGCCGCCGCUGCUCUUCCUGCUGUUUUCCGGGGGGUAGAAUACCACUUGGGUCGCUCGAGGAGGAAGAGUGUCCCAGGGGGGAAGCAGUACAGCAUGGAGGCCGCCCCCGCUGCGCCCUUCCGGCCCUCGCAAGGCUUCCUGAGCCGGAGACUUAAAAGCUCCAUCAAGCGUACGAAGUCACAGCCCAAACUUGACCGGACCAGCAGCUUUCGCCAGAUCCUGCCUCGCUUCCGAAGUGCUGACCAUGACCGGGCCCGGCUGAUGCAAAGCUUUAAGGAGUCUCACUCCCAUGAGUCCUUGCUGAGUCCUAGCAGUGCAGCUGAGGCCUUGGAGCUCAACUUGGAUGAAGAUUCCAUUAUCAAGCCAGUGCACAGCUCCAUCCUGGGCCAGGAGUUCUGUUUUGAGGUAACAACAUCAUCAGGAACAAAAUGUUUUGCCUGUCGGUCCGCAGCCGAACGGGACAAAUGGAUCGAGAAUCUCCAGCGGGCAGUAAAACCCAACAAGGACAACAGCCGCCGGGUGGAUAAUGUGCUGAAGCUGUGGAUCAUAGAGGCACGGGAACUGCCCCCUAAGAAGCGGUACUACUGCGAGCUCUGCCUAGAUGACAUGCUGUAUGCACGCACCACGUCCAAGCCCCGCUCAGCCUCUGGGGACACCGUCUUCUGGGGCGAGCACUUCGAGUUUAACAACCUGCCGGCUGUCCGCGCCCUGCGGCUGCAUCUGUACCGUGACUCAGACAAAAAGCGCAAGAAGGACAAGGCAGGCUAUGUAGGCCUGGUGACUGUGCCCGUGGCCACCCUGGCUGGGCGCCACUUCACAGAGCAGUGGUACCCUGUGACCCUGCCAACAGGCAGUGGAGGGUCUGGGGGCAUGGGUUCGGGAGGGGGAGGAGGCUCGGGGGGUGGCUCAGGGGGCAAGGGCAAAGGAGGUUGCCCGGCUGUGCGGCUGAAGGCACGUUAUCAGACAAUGAGUAUCUUGCCCAUGGAGCUGUACAAAGAGUUUGCAGAAUAUGUCACCAACCAUUAUCGGAUGCUGUGUGCAGUAUUGGAACCUGCCUUGAAUGUCAAGGGCAAGGAAGAGGUUGCCAGCGCACUGGUUCACAUCUUGCAGAGUACAGGAAAGGCCAAGGACUUCCUUUCAGACAUGGCCAUGUCAGAGGUAGACCGGUUCAUGGAACGGGAGCACCUCAUAUUCCGCGAGAACACGCUCGCCACUAAAGCCAUAGAAGAGUAUAUGAGAUUGAUUGGUCAGAAAUACCUCAAGGAUGCCAUUGGGGAGUUCAUUCGUGCUCUGUAUGAAUCUGAGGAGAACUGUGAGGUAGACCCCAUCAAGUGCACGGCAUCCAGUCUGGCAGAGCACCAGGCCAACCUGCGGAUGUGCUGUGAGUUGGCCCUGUGCAAGGUGGUCAACUCCCAUUGCGUGUUCCCGAGGGAGCUGAAGGAGGUGUUUGCAUCUUGGCGGCUGCGCUGCGCAGAGCGGGGCAGGGAGGACAUCGCCGACAGGCUGAUCAGCGCCUCGCUCUUCCUGCGCUUCCUCUGCCCAGCCAUUAUGUCGCCCAGUCUUUUUGGGCUCAUGCAGGAGUACCCAGAUGAGCAGACCUCACGAACCCUCACCCUCAUCGCCAAGGUCAUCCAGAACUUGGCCAACUUUUCCAAGUUUACCUCAAAGGAGGACUUUCUGGGUUUCAUGAAUGAGUUUUUGGAGCUGGAGUGGGGUUCCAUGCAGCAGUUCCUGUACGAGAUCUCCAACCUGGACACGCUGACCAACAGCAGUAGCUUUGAGGGCUACAUCGACUUGGGCCGAGAGCUCUCCACAUUGCAUGCCCUACUCUGGGAGGUGCUGCCCCAGCUCAGCAAGGAAGCCCUUCUGAAGCUGGGCCCACUACCCCGGCUUCUCAACGACAUCAGCACAGCCCUAAGAAACCCCAACAUCCAAAGGCAGCCAAGCCGCCAGAGUGAGCGGCCCCGGCCGCAGCCCGUGGUGCUGCGGGGGCCAUCAGCUGAGAUGCAGGGCUACAUGAUGCGGGACCUCAACAGCUCCAUCGACCUUCAGUCCUUCAUGGCUCGAGGCCUCAACAGCUCUAUGGACAUGGCUCGUCUCCCCUCCCCAACCAAGGAAAAGCCACCCCCACCACCCCCUGGUGGGGGUAAAGAUCUGUUCUACGUGAGCCGACCACCACUGGCCCGGUCCUCCCCAGCAUACUGCACAAGCAGCUCGGACAUCACAGAGCCAGAACAGAAGAUGCUGAGUGUCAACAAGAGUGUGUCCAUGCUGGACCUGCAGGGCGAUGGGCCCGGUGGUCGCCUCAACAGCAGUAGUGUUUCCAACCUGGCAGCUGUCGGGGACCUGCUGCAUUCAAGCCAGGCCUCACUCACAGCGGCCUUAGGGCUGCGGCCUGCUCCUGCUGGACGCCUCUCCCAGGGGAGUGGGUCGUCCAUCACAGCGGCGGGCAUGCGCCUCAGCCAGAUGGGUGUCACCACGGACGGUGUCCCUGCCCAGCAACUGCGCAUCCCCCUCUCCUUCCAGAACCCUCUCUUCCACAUGGCUGCUGAUGGGCCAGGGCCCCCAGCGGGCCAUGGAGGGAGUGGUGGCCAUGGCCCACCCUCUUCCCAUCACCACCACCACCACCAUCACCACCACCGAGGUGGAGAGCCCCCAGGGGACACCUUUGCCCCAUUCCAUGGCUAUAGCAAGAGCGAGGACCUCUCUUCAGGGGUCCCCAAGCCCCCAGCAGCCUCCAUCCUUCAUAGCCACAGCUACAGUGAUGAGUUUGGACCCUCUGGCACUGACUUCACCCGACGGCAGCUCUCACUCCAGGACAACCUUCAGCAUAUGCUGUCCCCUCCCCAGAUCACCAUUGGUCCCCAGAGGCCAGCCCCCUCAGGGCCCGGAGGUGGGAGUGGUGGGGGCAGUGGUGGGGGUGGUGGGGGGCAGCCACCUCCGUUGCAGAGGGGAAAGUCUCAGCAGUUGACAGUCAGUGCUGCCCAGAAACCCCGGCCGUCCAGCGGGAACCUUUUACAGUCUCCAGAGCCGAGUUAUGGCCCUGCCCGUCCACGACAACAGAGCCUCAGCAAGGAGGGCAGCAUUGGGGGCAGCGGUGGCAGUGGUGGCGGAGGGGGUGGGGGGCUGAAGCCCUCCAUCACCAAGCAGCAUUCUCAGACACCAUCCACGCUGAACCCCACAAUGCCAGCCUCUGAGCGGACUGUGGCCUGGGUCUCCAAUAUGCCUCACCUGUCGGCUGACAUCGAGAGUGCCCACAUUGAGCGGGAAGAGUACAAGCUCAAGGAGUACUCAAAAUCGAUGGAUGAGAGCCGGCUAGAUAGGGUAAAGGAGUACGAGGAAGAGAUCCAUUCACUGAAGGAACGGCUGCACAUGUCCAACCGGAAGCUGGAAGAGUAUGAGCGGAGGCUGCUGUCCCAGGAAGAACAGACCAGCAAAAUCUUGAUGCAGUAUCAGGCCCGACUAGAACAGAGUGAGAAGAGGCUGAGGCAGCAGCAGGUGGAGAAGGAUUCUCAGAUCAAGAGCAUCAUUGGCAGGCUGAUGCUGGUGGAGGAGGAGCUGCGCCGGGACCACCCCGCCAUGGCUGAGCCGCUGCCUGAACCCAAGAAGAGGCUGCUCGACGCUCAGGUGGAAAUUACAAUGUCAUUUAUCUUCUCCGUGUCCCAUCCCCAUCCAUCCCACUGUCCUUUGUGCUCUCACUGCACCAGCCACCCCGGCCCCAUCGCCAUCUGUCUCUCAUUGUCCUCUGUUUGUCUACUUGCCACUCCACUCAGCACCCCAGUGACCCAUCUUCAUUCCAUCGUCUGUGCCUUUGUCACUCCUGGCAGUGUCAGCCCCACCCCGUGCCUUCCUGCCCCAUCCUCCCACUCCUUUCUGCGGCUCAGGACCUUCUCCCAGAUCCUCACCCUUUCUGUCUCUAGACCCCUCCCAGUUCCUAGAAGCCCUGCCUGUUUGCCCUGUUGAAGGCAGGAGUUCACUUUCCUCUGAGCUCUUCUUGGGUGAGGAGGGCUAGAAGUUGCUCUUUGCUGGAAUGGAGCCCAGGGCAGUCUGAGUGGUAGUUUCCCCAGGCUCUGGAGACUUGGGAUCUGGGAUCACUAUACCUUUGUUCUCCUGGCUCCCCAUUCUGACUCCUUGGCAGCUUCUGUAGAGCCGCCUCUACCUGGCUCUUAAGACCUUGAAGGCCUCCCUGGAACUUCCCACCCCAUCCCAAUCCCUCAGUGUUUCAAGUCUAGCUUCCCUUUGGCCUUCCUCCCACUCAGGCCUCAUACCUGACUGACCCUCCAGCUCCCUGCCACCACUCUUUGCUCACCUCAGUCAUGGUGAGCCUGAGGUUCCACAUCUUACCCUUUGCUUUCCCAAAAUUUUGGUCUUUCCUACCCAUAUUCCUCCUUCCUCUCUCUGACCACCAGGCCUCUCCACCCCCACCACCAAGGCUCCUGACCCCAUCACCCCACUCUCUCCCCCUGCAGCUCCUCAUCAGGUAAUUCUCCUGGUUCCGCUUUGACCACUGGCGGAGGACACAGGGGGAGGUGACUCCGGACCACUGCAGGUUGGUCGUGAAGCCUACCCCCUCCACUCUCCAGUGCCUCUCCCCCAUCACUGCUGCCCUCUGCCCCCAGAGAACCUCCACAGUCUCCACCUCCUGACACCUCCAGCCACAGACCCAUCUCCCGAGGUAUACUACUCAGAGACCACAGGCUGAUCCCUCCCUGCAACUGCCCUUGGAGGCCUUAGCAAUAAUUUGACCCUACAUAGACCCAGCACAUUCACAAGU
Molecule: messenger RNA, 8303 nt
Organism: Ictidomys tridecemlineatus (thirteen-lined ground squirrel)
Lineage: Eukaryota; Metazoa; Chordata; Mammalia; Rodentia; Sciuridae
Gene: Syngap1
Product: synaptic Ras GTPase activating protein 1
Biological process (GO): regulation of GTPase activity; negative regulation of Ras protein signal transduction
Source: RefSeq, a predicted model, not a curated record